Messenger RNA from Arabidopsis thaliana (thale cress), 1812 nucleotides. Its product is annotated as RING/U-box superfamily protein. The transcript has 5 exons. Gene Ontology annotation, molecular function: nucleic acid binding; RNA-DNA hybrid ribonuclease activity; zinc ion binding. Bases 21 to 1661 code for a protein of 546 amino acids. NCBI's taxonomy places the organism in Eukaryota, Viridiplantae, Streptophyta, Magnoliopsida, Brassicales, Brassicaceae. Gene Ontology annotation, biological process: protein ubiquitination. The record is from RefSeq and is marked reviewed.
UACUAAAAACCUAAAUAGUAAUGGAGAGACACGAUCAAGAGUUGAGAUACCAAAAACGGCGAUUAAGGCCCUGUUCAUUUCCCUGUCGCUGGAUCCAGCGACAGCGACCAGCGACCAGCGACAGCAACCAGCGACAGCAACCAGCGACAGCAACCAGCGACAACAUACAUUGUUCGUUUGUCUGUCGCUGGACUCAGCGACCAAUUACAGCGACAAUCGCUAAUAAUUGUCGCUGUGUUGCAAACGAACAACUUUUGGUCGUUGUCGCUGGUUUCAGUCGCCAGCGACAAGCAAACGAACAGGGCCUAAAUUCUAUUAUAACCGGAGAUAUUCCAAACUCUAAAGGCGAGGGUUCUUCUCCAGCGGCAAAAUUUAUGGACAAUGUUGUCUACAGAUUGUGUUUCAAGGGUUUGGUGAAUUAUGAGGCGGUUGCGGACGAUGUAGAAAAGGCAGUGAAGGCUGGAUUUGGGGUUGCGAUUUGCGAUGAGAAGGAUAAUUUGUUGCAUGAGAUUAAAGAAUCACUUAGAGACAUUGAGAUUAGUCGUAGAGGAGUAGAGAUCAUGGCACUGAUAAUUGGUAGAGGGAAGUCUAAAAAGAAGAUUGACCAUCUUGUGGAAGAAGUUCAAGGCAUUUUAGAAAAAAUGGCCUGUAUUGACGCUGUUUUGGUUGCACGGAACGAUGUUAAGUUUGCUUUUAGACUUGCAAGAGAAGCCAUAGGCAGAAACAGCGUUGAUGUGAACGCAGAACAAGGAGAGACUUGUGGCAUAUUUUUUGAAGAAACCGAUGUAGAGCACAUGUUCGUUACCGAGAAAUGCCUUCACCGUCAUUGCUUUCCUUGUGUGAAACAACAUGUGAAAGUGAAGCUGCGUAGCGGAACUGAGCCCACAUGCCUUGAAUAUGGAUGCAAGUUUAAGCUCACCCUUGAAAGAUGUAGUAAAGUGUUGACACUAAAGCUUAUUGAGAUGUGGAAACAAAAGAUGAAAGAAGACUCCAUUCCCGCUGCGGAGAGAAUAUAUUGCCCAUAUCCAAACUGCUCGAUGCUGAUGUCCAAAACCGAACUAUCCAGUGAAGCCGACUUAUCCAAUGUUAGGACAUGUGUCAAAUGUUGUGGACUAUUCUGCAUUGAUUGCAAAGUACCAUCGCAUACUGAUUUAUCGUAUGAUGAUUACAAGAAACUUCACCCUGACCCUCUAGUUGAUGACUUGAAGCUCAAGUCUCUCGCAAACGACAAAAUGUGGCGUCAAUGUGUCAAAUGUAGGCAUAUGAUUGAACUUUCUCAUGGCUGUAACCACAUGACUUGCAGAUGUGGUUAUGAGUUUUGCUAUGAAUGUGGGAUUGAAUGGCAGAAACGGGACAAGGUGAUUAUGAUGAUGAAGAUAGCGAUGAUGACGACUCAGAACAUGAUUGUGAAGAGGAUAUGUGCGAGUGCUAUUAUGAUGAAGAUGGUGGUCGUUGGAAUGAUUUUGAAGAUUUUCUACGAUGCGCCGAGGGAUGAUCAGGAUGUGGUAUACAAGUAUCCUUCUCCUGAGCAGUUUUUCAGUGAAGAAAGGAAUGCUGAUGGAGAUGAUUACAUUUGGGACGACUACAACAAUUAUGGCGGUUUAACUGGCGAUAAAGGAGGCUUUGAUGAAGGCUUUUUCAGAGAUUAUUAUUCUCUUUAAUUUCUGUUUGGAUCAACACAUAGAUUUAGUAUUGGAAGUUGGGAACACAUGCAUUCCAUCUUUUUCUUUUGCAUUUUCUUCUUUAUGAUCUUUGAGAAUUUUAAGGACAUUAUUUUUUUUCUUAACAUUGCAAUAAUUACAAAAUUUUUUU